Molecule: messenger RNA, 957 nt
Organism: Saccharomyces paradoxus
Lineage: Eukaryota; Fungi; Ascomycota; Saccharomycetes; Saccharomycetales; Saccharomycetaceae
Gene: PET9
Product: ADP/ATP carrier protein PET9
Exons: 1
Coding region: 1-957 (318 amino acids)
Biological process (GO): mitochondrial ATP transmembrane transport; mitochondrial ADP transmembrane transport
Cellular component (GO): mitochondrial inner membrane
Molecular function (GO): ATP:ADP antiporter activity
Source: RefSeq, a predicted model, not a curated record
AUGUCUUCUAACGCCCAAGUUAAAACCCCAUUACCACCAGCCCCAGCUCCAAAGAAGGAAUCUAACUUUUUGAUUGAUUUCUUAAUGGGUGGUGUUAGUGCUGCUAUCGCCAAGACUGCCGCCUCUCCCAUUGAAAGAGUUAAACUUUUGAUUCAAAACCAAGAUGAAAUGUUAAAACAAGGUACUUUGGACAGAAAAUACGCUGGUAUUACGGACUGUUUCAAGAGAACCGCUACACAGGAAGGUAUCAUUUCAUUCUGGAGAGGUAACACUGCUAACGUUAUCCGUUAUUUCCCUACUCAAGCUUUGAAUUUCGCUUUCAAGGACAAGAUCAAGGCCAUGUUUGGUUUCAAGAAGGAAGAAGGUUACACCAAAUGGUUUGCCGGUAACUUGGCCUCUGGUGGUGCUGCUGGUGCCUUGUCAUUGCUGUUUGUUUACUCUUUGGAUUAUGCAAGAACCAGAUUGGCUGCUGACUCCAAAUCCUCUAAGAAGGGUGGUGCUCGUCAAUUCAACGGUUUGAUCGACGUCUACAAGAAAACCUUGAAAUCUGAUGGUGUUGCUGGUCUUUACAGAGGUUUCUUACCUUCUGUCGUUGGUAUUGUUGUCUACAGAGGUCUAUACUUCGGUAUGUACGAUUCCUUGAAGCCUCUAUUGUUGACCGGUUCUUUGGAAGGUUCGUUCUUGGCCUCAUUCUUGUUAGGUUGGGUUGUUACUACUGGUGCUUCUACAUGUUCUUACCCAUUGGAUACCGUUAGAAGAAGAAUGAUGAUGACCUCUGGUCAAGCUAUUAAGUACGACGGUGCCUUUGACUGUAUGAGAAAGAUUGUUGCUGCUGAAGGUGUUGGAUCUCUAUUCAAGGGUUGUGGUGCUAACAUUUUAAGAGGUGUCGCAGGUGCUGGUGUUAUCUCAAUGUAUGAUCAACUACAAAUGAUCUUGUUUGGUAAGAAGUUCAAAUAA